UACCAGUGCGGGUAUGGACCGGCGUCGCGACGCCUUAAAUAAUCAGUACGUCAAUUUAAAGACGUAAAGGAAAGGCGGAUAAAUUAUACAGCAAAAAUGUAGUCCGUGUUUUAAUUAACGAGUUUGUUAACUCAAAAUCACAUAAGUCUUCCAUUAGAAUUAAUAAUUAUAUAUAUAAGAUAUAUUAAUUAAAUUUCACGAAUUUAUAACGUCAUAUUUAUGUGGAUUUUUAAUACUUAUUAUUUUUUUAAUAAGCCAACGAUUUAUAUAAAGUUACGGAUUAUUUAAUUAAUGAGGUUUAUUAAUUAUAAACUAAGUGUUAGUGUGCCUGAUCCAACGUCUUCCUAAAUAUAUAAAUAAAUGAAUAAAUAGUAAUAAUAUAUAUAUAUUUACACGAUUUAUACGAUCGAAUUAAUUCUAAGUGUUGGAAAUAAUUAGCAAAAAAAAAGAAUUCGAAGCUCGAGUGACUGAGAAGAGGAGAGACAAAAACAUCCGGUUGUUAGAAGAGAUCAGAAAGGAAGAGAAGAGGGAGAGACAAAUUUUUAAUUACAAGGGAACAAUUUUAUCCUGAAGAAGACAAAAUUUUUUGAUUGGAUUUUAAAAAUAAAAAUGUCCGAUUUAUCAAUGACUAUGUCAAUAGCCCCAGGGAAAACUCCACGAGGACGUGGUCCUGUAGACGGCCGUGCGUUUUUCGAACGUCUUUGGCGUGGAAAUUUUUUUCUUGACCGCCAAAAAGCAUUCAAACAGCGAACGCGUAAACGUAAAUUACAGACAGCUAAUGGUAAAAAACGGAUCCAGCAACAAUUGCAAGCUAAACAGCAGCAUUGCUGCUGCUGUCAACGUAUUCAAUUACAUUUACUUGCUGGUCGGCGUAACAGCAUGAGAUCCGUUGUUAGUGUGCGAGAAACACAUCAAGUUGCAGAGGCACAGCAGGAGAAAAAUGCAAAAUUACGUGAAGCAUUUGGUAUAUCAGAAUUCUUCGUCGAAGGGAGUAGUCUAGAUCCAGAACGACAUGCACGUGAAGCAGAGGCUCGUGCUGCUGCAAAUAAAGUGUACGAUUUAGUCCACAGUCCAAGUCCGGCAGCAGAAGAACCUGAGCCAGUGGUUGCUGAGAAAAAAGUUAAGCGCAAAAGAUCCAGCAGCAGCAACAAAAAGAAGAAGGGAAAGAAGCACAAGAAGGACAGAUCCGAGUCACCUAAAGAAAAAACUAAGAAGAAAGAUAAAUCUAAGAAGAAAAAGAAAGAGAAGAAACAUAAAAAAGUUGAAGUCAGUUCUUCUGAUAGUGACUCGAGUGAUGAUUCUGAUGAUAGCAGUUCUUCAGAAGCAGAGUCGAAAAAAAAGAAAAAGAAGAAAAAGAAGAAGUCGAAAAAUGAAAGUGGAAAAAGUAAAGAGAAGAAAAAGGCUACCUCGAAACGUAAACGUCAAUCAUCUGAAAGUUCAUCUGACUCUUCUCCCGAAAGACCAAAUAAAAAAUCAAAGAAGCAACAAGAAAAAAGUCCUGAAAAAAUUCCCAUUGUCGAGACAAUCAUCCGCGAAACCCGGCAAGGACGUUCACCAAAACGACAGGAGCGUUCUCGUGUAGAGACGCCCCCUCCAAGACAACGAGAAUCACCAGUACGUCAUUUAGUACCGGAUAAAAAAGACCGAUCAUUAGAUAGAAUAAAAGAACGGACACCUGUUGUGGUACCGCCUCCAGUAAAACGUCACGAAAGACGCUCGGUAUCACGCAGUCGUGAUCGUGGUGGCAUCAAUGAUCGUAAUAGAUCACCUAGAAGAUACUCAAGACAGCAAAGAAGUCAAUCGCCUCGACGAAGACGUUUUUCACGGUCGCCAAGACGGACAGCUCGAUACUCAAGAUCGCGAAGUCAGAGUAGACCGCGAUAUGAUCGGUACCGAGGCAGUGGCUCGAGACGCAGACCUUCCCCGUUCAGACGAGAGAGAAGAAGAUCUCGUUCACGAAAACGUUCGCCUCGUAGAGACCGGCGCGAAUGGUCGCGAGACCGUCGACGAACGCGCAGUAAAUCUAGAAGUCGCUCCCGGCGAUCUUCUAUCAGUUACUCGCCUGUUCGUAAAAAUGUUGACCGUUACAAGGACACGCAGGAAGAUAAGAAGAAGUUGAUGAAACCUAGAUCUGUAUCACGGGGUAGGAAACCAAAGGUAGUGGCGCCUCGUGUGAGCUUGAGAUCGUCGAGUGAAGACGAGGCGGAUGUCGUUGACGAUGAUCCCAAGCAACAGGAGGAUGAAGAGAAGUUGAAAGAACUGAAUACUCUGAAACGUCUUCAAAGUGGAUUAGCAGCCAAAGCGCGCGAGUCACUAGGGAAAAAAGUUAGUCCUGUUAAAAUAAAAACAGAAAAAAAAGAAGAAAGUAUUUUAGAUAUCGCUCUGCCUGCUGAUCCUCCGAAAAGUUCAUCAAUCGCUCAACCAAUUUUGCGAGACAGAUCUAAAUCUAAAUCCAAGUCGCCGAUUCAGUUGAAUAUCACACGAUCUGUUGAGUCAAGUCGGUCACCUUCUCCCGCGUUGCCUUUAACGCGCGCUGAAGCUGAAGCUGCUGCUGCUGCUACUUCUACUUCUAAUUCUAUUUCUACUAUUUCUACUUCAAUUACAACUGCUUCGAAUGUUCCCACAAUUAUUUCAAAUACUAUUUCACCGGUUAAAAUUCAUUUGAAAAUUACGACACCACCUGCUGCACUUUUGAUACAAGAACGUGAUAUAAAAAUUCGUUCUCCAUCUGAAUCACCGCCAAUGUCAAACAAAAUAAUACUCCGAGCAUCACGAUCCCCGAGCACACCAAAAAAAAGUCCUGUUGUAAAGAAAAAGUCUUACUCGCGGUCACCGACACGCUCGUCAUCGCGAUCAGUGUCGAGAGACCGCAUCAAAGAAACUUCAAGAUCACCGCGACGUCGGUCAUUGUCACGAGAUCGCGAAGAAACGUCGAGAUCAAAGUCACGUGAUAAGAAAUCUAACUCACCGGGAAAACGAUCUCGGUCUCCUUCACGGACAAAACAAUCGCCGUCGCCAGUGAGGUCCAAACAUUCUCGCGGCUCAAGAUCCUCGUCGAGAUCAAAGCAUUCAGUCUCGCGAUCACGAUCCAGUUCCAAGAAAACCAGCUCGAGGUCUCCGAAGAAAGUGCGAUCCAGGAGCAGGACCAGGUCCGAGUCUCACAGGUCUAGAAGUCGGUCGUUGUCGAAAAAAUCUCGCAGUAGAUCGAGGUCGGGAUCUAGAGACAAACCGAAGAGGAGCCGCACUCGGAGCAGUUCUCGUUCAUCUCGAAGUUCGACACGACGCAGCAGAAGAAGUUUCUCAAGUUCCUCGCGGUCAUCAAGCAGCGCGUCUAGCCGUUCGUCACGUUCUAGCUCCAGUAGCUCUGGCUCAAGUCGUUCGCGAUCACCAUCAAUACCCCGACGUCACGGCUCACCGAGUUUCCUCGAUCGACGUCGUAUCACCAGUGCUAGAAAACGACCGAUACCAUAUCACCGGCCAACACCAUCGCCACAGUCAUCACCAAGUAGCAGUGAAAGCAGCAGACACAGCGACUGGUCGAGUCCCAGUAGAAGGUCUAGUCAUUCACCAACACGAAGUCCAUCUUACUCUCGUUAGAAUAUAAAUUUAAAUCGUAAAUAAAUAAUUGUGACAUAAAUUUAAAUUAAUUAAUUAUUUUUUUGUUAGUUAAUUUUUUGUCGUUGCAUAGCUCAAAAAAUACAUCAGCGCAAUAUUCAAAAAUUGUGCUGGUUAUUUUAUUUAAAAUAGUUUAAUUAAUGCAAUCGAUACUAGUCAGAUUAAAUUAUUAGUUAUAAUUAAAUUAAAUUAAAUUAAAUUAUAUAAUUAUUGAUAUUGCAAAGCGACCAAUUAAAUUAUUGUGAUUCGAAAUAUUUUAGUGCAAUGUUAUAAUCACCUGUUUCAUCAUAUGUAAAUAGAUAAUUUAUACGCUCGAUUAAUCAUAGUAAUGUAUAUGAUCUCAAAACAAGUCAUUCCAAAGUGUGUAAUUAUUAAUUAUAUUUAUUAACUUAUUUAUUUGUAUUACUAAUGAUAAUUAGAUCAAAUUUAAUUGUUUUUUUUUUAACAGUAUUGAUAUUAUAAAGUAAUAAAAUAAAUUUUACUGAUAAUACUCAAAAGCUUGAGGGAAUUUUUAAACAGUAUCCCUUCCCCCUCCCAGUUUUUGAAAGAAUCCAAUGACUGAACUGUCAAACGAGAUUAAAAUUUUGUUAAUUAGUUGAGAAAUAAAAUUAAUGCAUUAACUAAAAAAAGACGACGUAGUUACAGUUUUGCGGGGACAUAAAUUUAAAAAAAAAUUACUUACAAUAAUCAACUCGUUUAGGAUUUUUUUUAAAUAAAUUAAUUACAAAAUACUAAAAGUAUAUGAGUGUGACUGUAGCAGACAUCAGACAAAUUUAAAAUUAACAAUAAAUGGAGUCAAUAAUUAAUAAAAUUAAAUUAAGAAAAAAAUGCACAUUUAAAAAAGUUUGAAAUCAAUAAGUGCAUUUUUUCUAAAUAUUUUUUUUUAAAUUAUUCACUCUAUUUAUUUAUAAUUUUAAAUUUGUCUGAUGUCCGUACAUCCACACUUGUAAAAACUAAAAAUGUGAUGAUACUGAAAAUUGCCGCCUGAUAAUUUUUGAAUUUUUUUAGAAACUAUAAAUUAUAAAAAAAAAAAGUAUAAAAACAAACGCACCUGCAGCUUUUUUAAUUUUCUACAUGCGCAUAUUUUUAGUCUAUUGCUUUUUUGUAAUCGAUUUGUUUCAACAAAUCGAAAAAAAAUCCGAAAAUUGUUAAUUAUCUGCUAAUUUCUGCAAUGCAAAAUAUGGACUUGGAUAAAAUUAAAAAAACUACAGGUGCAAUUUUGAAAAAAAAUUCAAAAAUUAUUAGACCUCAGCUAACUUCAGUAUCAAAUUUUUUUUUCAAAUCCACAUCUUGGCAAAAUUGUAACUACAUCGUCUUUUUUUCAACUAAUGAAGAAACUCAUUGUAUAUUUUUAAAAUAUAUGGGGGAGGGUGGGGACUGUCUGAGAAUACCCUUAAAUAAAUGAUUCAAUUUUAAAAUUGAUUGAUAUUAAUUUAAAUUGUUAAGACUUAUUUAUAAUUUAAAUUAUUUAUUUAAAAUAAAUAAUAUUUGUCUGUCGUUAUAAAAAAAGUAUUAAAUUUCUUAAUAAAUCUGUAAUAUACUCUGUAUUGUUGUUGUGUGUGAUUAAAGUUCCAAGUGCUUGAUAAUAAAAUGAAGUCAAAAAAAAUUUAUUAAUUCAUUUAUUUAUAUUAAUAAAGAGUAGGUUUAAAAAAUUGGAUGUUAAUUGUUAAAAUAUUGCUCAUAUCUAAAUAAUUGUAAUUCAGUUUUAGAUCACGGAUAUUUAAAUUAAUAUUGAGAUUUUAUCAGCCAACUGAAAGUAAUAAAAUUAAUAAUUCAUACGGACACGAAUCUUCGAAAACAAAUUUUUUGGAUACUUUAAAAACUAAGUUCUCCAUUAAGUGCAACCAAGAAAACAAAAGUUGUUUAAGCCAGGAGAAAAAUUUCUUGGGAAAAAAGACAUAUAUGAAGGAGGGGAAAGUCACCGGUGCGAGGCAGCAGCAGCAGGAGUUCAGUGCUCGCCACUAGAUGGCGCCCAGCCACUUUUGAUGUCCCUGGUAAGAAAUAUACUUCUGAACUGUUAUGUUUUCAACUUGGAAGCAAUUCUGUGUCGUAAUUAAUCUAGUUUCUGACAUGAAUUUUUCCUCGGAAAUAGCCAGCCAUCCAAUUGUAGAAAUUUUACAGUCUAAAAACCAAUCAAACUUAAAAAAUUUAAGUGAGUUGAACCCACAUAAGAUAGGAAUCAUUAAAUGAAUUAAUGAAAAAUGCAACUAUAUGUAUGAAAGUUACUUAUUAAUAAAGACAAGUUACAAACUAAAAUAAUUAGUCCAAUCGAAUACGUAUGAAGUUUUUCGUAGAUUUCGGCUCGAAUAUGAAAUUAGAGAUGAACAACAUACAACUUCAACAGAUAUGUAAUGUAUGAUGUAGUUGGCGGAAAGCGUUAGCUUCGCUUUAUCUAACGCUGUCUAUAAAUAUGAGAGACUGUGGUGCAAGCGCGCUUUUCGUAUCAAGUAUUGUAAGUUACAAUUUGUAACCAUUCACACCACCUAUAUAAUUAUAUUAAUAAACGAUUAUUGUUAUCCAGUUAUAUUAUAUACUUAUUAUUAGUGCCUUUAUCCAAACAAUACAAGAUACAAUUUAAAACUUAAAUAUAGUUGGUUAGUUUUUAUGAAACGAGAAUAAAAUAAGUUUAUAUCAACAUUGCAAAACAAUGUUAAUGUAAUAUACAAACGUUUGUUUGUUUAUCCCCAUUGUAACCUGAAGAUUUUAGCUAUUGAAAAAUAAUAAUGAAUUAAAUGAAAAUUAAGAAACUUUUCACAUAAAAAGAAAAACUUAAAUUCCCAGAGUGAAAACAAUAUUGUUUUAUUAAAGAUAGAAAUUAAAACUUCAUAUAAAAUUCUUUAAUUUUAGACAAAGUUCAGGUGUUCACUUUUGAAUGCUUCGACGUUUUUUAUAAUUGAUUAGUUUUACUAAAUUAUUUUGAAUUGAAUGCAACUAAUUAAUUAGAAUGGAUGGAAGAAGACCAUAAUGUAUUAAAUUAAUAAUAGUAAUAGUCAGAAACUAAUGAACAAACGUUCGUUUCGAUUUUGGAGUUAAACAAUAACGGGUCGAGAGCGAUUACGAAUUUUUAAUAUAUAUGAACACAUCGUCUUCUUAAAUAUUUAUUCACAAAUUAUCUUUGCACAACUUUAAGAAAUCUUCAAUUUAUUUCGUUACCUGCUUUGUCGUUGGGUUGACGACGCUCGCUACGACGUCUAAUUUAAAUUUUUAAUUCAUUUAAUUUUUUAAUCAAUGCUAGACCAGCGACGAACUCAAACUGAAUUAUGAAAUUAUCAUUCACCUUCUAUUCGUCGGUGAUCUUAUACUAUAGGUGUCUUAAAUAUAAGACUGUUGUAAGCCAUAAAUGGGUUUUCUUUUUUGUUUAUAAAUUGAAUGGAACAGUACUGAAAUAUUAACACUUUAAAUUUAGCUUCUGAAUAUCUAAAUCAAUAGGAAUUAUUUAUAAACAACAAACAGACACCUUGAUACUAAUAAUUUAUAUACGUACAUAAUAUACACUCAUGCCAAAAAUUAAAGGAACAGAUAAAUUUUAGUGGUUUUUGAAUGGUCGUAACUUUGUGAAAAAUAAUCAUAUUGAGAUCAUGGAAAAUGCAUUUCAAAGUUUCAUAUCUCUAGUUUGGAGAUCUUUUGAUCAAAAUUUUUUUCAGAGCUAUGACUAAAUUGAGUAUCAUUUUGAAAGCUGAUCAGAAUUUCCUCGAUUCGAAUCAAGAAAUUUGAAAAUUUACAAAUAUCCCAAAAACUUUCGAAUAAUUCUAAAGCUGACGAAUAAUUCGAAAAGUUUCGAAUAAUUCGAUUCGAACCCGAUUUGCACAUCCCUAAUAAUUUACUAUUUUUUAAAAAAUUAAUUAUAAAUACUGAGAUUUAAAAAUAAAAUGAAAUAAAUCAAUACUGAUAAAAUUUAACGUAAAAUAACAACAAUUAAAUCUACAAAUUUUCUUUAUUGUGUUAAAAUACAAAUACGAUUGACAUUUCAAGGUCUUUGAAUUUUUUUAAAAAGAGCGGGAGCUCCCGUCUGAGAUUGUCAUUGAACUGUCAGAUUAUAAAUAUCAACAUUUAAUAAUUUAUGACAAUAAUAACUUAUUAAUUCGUUUAUUUAUUAUUUUAACUUUCAGUUGUUUGAUAAAAUUAACAUAAAUAAAAAAUAUAACUUAUUUAUAAGCAUAUUUGUGAUAAUUUUAUUGUUAUUGUACUUUAGAUACCCGUGAUUUUGAAUUAAGAAAAUAUUAACAUUGUAUUCAAAUUAAUAUAAAAAUAUAAUGGCAAUUAUUCACAACAAUUUUAAUGUCUUCUUUGUCUUCUUGCGUCACUUGCUCGGACAUUUGCUAAAUAAAUUGUCCAUGCUAGCCCAAUUAUGUUGACAACCAAAACUUUCAACUAAAAAUGAAUAACAGUAAUUAAUAGAUUUAUUUACUUGUUUAAUUAGAUUACAAUAAUUACCAUUGGAGGAACGUAACGUAUGUUUAUAAAUUGCAGUAGUGUUAAAUAUUUUAAAUUUGCACUAAGUACCGGCCAAUAAAGUCUUUGGAGAUUUGUACAAGAUUGUUGAUGAGAUUUACCCUGAUGAAAAAUUAUUUUAUUAUUUUAUUUAUUUAUCAAUUACGUAUUUAAUUAAAUAAUUGAUAUUUUACCUCAAACCGUGACAACAUAUAAAGAGAAAGAACUUGGAAACAUGGAGUGUAUAAUAAUCUUUCAAUUAAUAAAAUAGCUAAUGGAUGUUUGAAAUAUUUAUAAAUUAUUUUGUAAAAAUAAUGAGGUACUGGUCCACCGAAUAAAAGUCUAAAAUUAAUGAAAAAAA
Molecule: messenger RNA, 8407 nt
Organism: Microplitis mediator
Lineage: Eukaryota; Metazoa; Arthropoda; Insecta; Hymenoptera; Braconidae
Gene: Srrm234
Product: serine/arginine repetitive matrix protein 2
Exons: 8
Coding region: 610-3597 (995 amino acids)
Source: RefSeq, a predicted model, not a curated record